UGAUGCUUUUGCGGGUGGGUGGCAUGAAAAAGCUCUUUAUGAAAGCCAUAAAAACGUCAAAUAUUUCGGAUUUUGAUCUCACAUUUAAUUGUGAGAUAUAGUUCGUUGAUUCGCAUCUGUGGAUGACGCUGGAUCACAAUUUCAGCACCUGGACAGUUCCUGGUCAUUAACCUAUACUGGACACAUAACAUGGAGUCCAUAACGUGUUUGUGGGGAAACCCUGUGAGCAGGCGCGAUUUGUGCACUAGAUUGGCCUCCUUCCGUUACAACGAUGCCAUUAUCUGAAUAUGUGGAUCGUGGUGAACAUUUAAUAGCACCUUCGUGAAGGAUGAGGCUUGCAGUAAGGAUCGGGCUUUUUCGGUGUGCCCUGUAUUCUAAGCAGCAGCACGGGUACUUGGCCAAUGCAAAUCUGGAGAGGAUUGUAGCAGCCUACUCCCAGCAAGAACCGAGCCUCGCUCACACUGAUCAUCGACAAGGGAGACAUUACCAUCAUCAUUAGGAGGGCAUGGGAGUCACGACCAUACUUUCAAGAAUGUAGAGCAUUAAAGGUGUGAUAUGAGCCAAGUCUCUAAUCUCUGUUGAAAUCAAGAGUAACAAUCGUGUCGACAUCCAUUCACAGAAACAAUACAGCAACAUGAGCAAGCCCCAGGCCCUUCCCCAGGCCCAGGCCCAGGCCCAGGCCAGAGUCUCAGAGCUGGAGGUGAUCUCCCAGCAGGUGGAGGAGGACAACCAGUGUCAAAAUCCAGUCCAGCUAGGCAGCUUUGCUUACAGAGACCUGCCUCUGGCCGCACUGGACAUCUCCCUGGCCGGUUCCCAGCUCAUCUCCAACCUGGACGAAGACGACAACAGAGAGGGGUCUAACUGGCUGAAGCCGUGCUGUGGGCGGAGGGCAGCCCCGUGGCAGGUGUGUCUGCUGAGCGCUGGCUUUAACUGUUUCGUGGUGGCCUGUGUCAUCCUGGUGGUGGUGCUGCUGUGUCUGGAGCUGCUCAUCGACACCAAGCUCCUGCAGUUUAACAACGCGUUGCUGUUUGCCAGCAUUAUCCACUGGAUCAGCCUGGUCAUUCUGUCUGUGUUCUUCACUGAGACGGUGUUCAGGAUUGUGGUGCUGGGGAUCUGGGAUUACAUUGAGAACAAAGUGGAGGUGUUUGAUGGUGCAGUCAUAGUGCUGUCGCUGGCCCCCAUGGUGGCCUCAACAGUGGCCAAUGGCCCCAGCAGCCCCUGGGACGCCAUUGGCCUCAUCAUCACCCUGCGCAUCUGGAGGAUCAAGAGGAUAAUCGACGCCUACGUGCUGCAGGUGAAGGUGGAGAUGGAGAUGGAGAUCCAGCAGUAUGAGAAGGCCAAGGCUGUCAGGGAGGAGCAGCUGGAGAGACUUACCCAGAUCUGUCAGGAGCAGGCAUUUGAGAUCAGGCAGCUGCGGGCCCAUCUGGCUCAGCAGGAUUUAGACCUGGUAGCAGAGCGAGAGGCUGCCAUGCAGAUUCACCAUGUGUGGGGCAAGCAGAGCAGUAUCUUUCAGGAGGUGGACGGCCUAGCCCCUACGGGCCCCGAGCAGCGCAGCCAGGCUAAAGCCAGGGAGGCAGCGGGUCAUAGAGAUCAUGUUGUUCAAGACGACAUGAACAACUACAUCAGCCAGUACUACAGUGAGGCAAGCAGUGAUAUUGGAAUCCCAGAUCCAGCUCGUGUCAUCACCACAGCCAUAGACAUCCAUCUUCCCAACAAUCCCAGCCAGCAGCCCUCGUCUCUGGUGAGUGCAGACGCAGCGUCCGGCCUGCAGCCGACAGGCGGCUCUGUGAGCGAGGCCUCCAACGCCACCAUGUCCCACUCCAGCUUCAGUGCCCGCCAGCACAGCAUCAGCAGCCACACCCUUGGCUCCACCACCGACUGCAGCUCCACCGUCCGUGAGGCUUCCACCUCCACAGACUCCUACAGCGGCCAGCGCUGUUACCCCCCACCCUACUGUAGCCCCCUGGCCCUGGGCACACAGCCUGGCGCCAGAGGACACCCCAGCGCCGUGGUGCAGGAGUUGCUCUCCUCGCUGUCUGAGGACUCCUGUCUGGGCCAGAAGGGCCUGGACCCUGUCAACCUCAAACUGCCCAGCCCUGCUGGCUCCACCAAGACCAGCCCUGAGCUGGAGCACAGGCUCAACAUCUACAACAAGAGGAACCAGGAGAGCCGGGGAGGCUUCCACACUAAGCCCCUCAUCCACCUGCAGGCCAGUGAGCCCUUCAUGGAGGAGAAGUACAGGCUGUCUCAGGCAGAUGCCCCCGUCAACCGUCUGCCUGAGACAUAG
Molecule: messenger RNA, 2287 nt
Organism: Oncorhynchus keta (chum salmon)
Lineage: Eukaryota; Metazoa; Chordata; Actinopteri; Salmoniformes; Salmonidae
Product: transmembrane protein 266-like
Exons: 11
Coding region: 635-2287 (550 amino acids)
Cellular component (GO): plasma membrane
Molecular function (GO): voltage-gated channel activity
Source: RefSeq, a predicted model, not a curated record